This is a messenger RNA of Cornus florida, 822 nucleotides long. Its product is annotated as receptor-like protein EIX2. The transcript has 2 exons. Gene Ontology annotation, molecular function: protein binding. The record is from RefSeq and is a predicted model, not a curated record. Bases 1 to 822 code for a protein of 273 amino acids. Lineage: Eukaryota; Viridiplantae; Streptophyta; Magnoliopsida; Cornales; Cornaceae.
AUGUCGAAUGUGUUGCUAAGUUCUAGUAUCGUUGAAAUGACUUCUGAUCGUUUCGAGGGUUGGUUACCACGUUUGUCUCCGAACAUUAAAAUGUUGAACCUUGCAAACAAUUCUUUCUUUGGACCCAUUUCCCCAUUCUUGUGCCAAGAGAUGAAUGGAGAAAGUUUGUUAGAGGUUUUGGAUCUAUCAAAUAAUAUUUUAUCUGGAGAACUCUCUCAUUGCUCGAUGCAAUGGCAAUAUCUGGCCAAUAUAAACUUGGGGAGGAAUAACCUAUCUGGUAAAGUUCCUAACUUAAUGGGUUCGCUACGCAUGCUCAAGUCAUUGCAAUUGCAUAAUAAUAAGUUCAUUGGAGAAAUACCUUUAUCAUUGCGAAACUGCACCUCUUUGAGUUUCAUUGAUUUAGGUGGAAAUGAACUCACCGGACUCAUUCCAAGUUGGAUUGGAGAUAUGCUGCACAUGGAGAUUCUUAGCUUAAGAUCCAAUAAAUUUAUCGGCAAUAUACCGACACAAAAAUGCCAACUUUCUGAUCUUAUAAUCCUCGAUCUUAGGAAUAACAACCUAUCUGGACCCAUACCAAAAUGUUGGAAAAAUAUCAGUGCCAUGAUUACCACGAAUCAACAAUUAUUUGGAAAUUUUGUCCAGUUGAACAAUAAUUUUGUUGAAUCCUACAUAAAUAUUCUCUCAUUGGUAACAAAAGGGAGGGAAUCCGAGUAUAAGAAUAUCCUUGGACUUGUUAGAACUACAUUGGAAAUUCUGAACUUUGUAGAGCCCCUCUCAACAACAAUUGCACAAGAGAAGAAGGAUCUCAAGGUUGAGAUGUGA